Messenger RNA from Metarhizium brunneum ARSEF 3297, 897 nucleotides. It is a transcript of the gene DEHA, whose product is annotated as Fluoroacetate dehalogenase. Gene Ontology annotation, molecular function: hydrolase activity. NCBI's taxonomy places the organism in Eukaryota, Fungi, Ascomycota, Sordariomycetes, Hypocreales, Clavicipitaceae. The record is from RefSeq and is a predicted model, not a curated record.
AUGUUUGACGGCCUCAUCCCCUUCUCCAUCACUACGCAAACCGACCCCCUCGUCACCAUCAAAGGUCUUCAAACCUCACCAGAAUCACCACUUCCCCCACUCCUGCUCCUCCACGGCUUCCCGCAAACCCGUCACAUAUGGCAUCGCAUCGUCCCACACCUCACCACCACGUACAACCUCAUCAUCCCUGACCUCCGCGGCUAUGGCGAAUCAUCCAAACCGCCCUCGGUAGCGGCCUACGCCAAAUCCGCCAUGGCAAAGGACAUGAUAUGCCUCAUGAACCACCUCGGCCACAAGACCUUCUUCGUCUGCGCACACGACCGCGGCGCCCGGGUCGCCCACAAGCUCCUCGUCGACUAUCCCAACCUCGUACGCAAAGCCAUACUCCUCGACAUUUGCCCCACGCUAUCCAUGUACCAAGCUACCAGUCAAGAAUUUGCGACUGCGUAUUUCCACUGGUUCUUCUUGAUCCAGCCUGCGCCGCUACCAGAGACGCUGAUAUCCGCCACGCCGCGCAAGUUUGCAGAGCUGUGCAUGGGCGGCAAGGAUGGGAAGGGAUUACAUAUUUUCGACAAGGCGUGCUACGAGGAGUAUGUGAAGCUGUUUGAGGAUGAGGAUACGGUGCAUGCCAUGUGCAACGACUACAGGGCUGCCGCAACAGUGGACCUAGAUGAGCAGAGGGCGGAUCUAGAGAAGGGACGGUUGAUCAAUGCUCCUGUGAGGAUCAUUUGGGGGAAGAAGGGCGUCAUAGAGAAGUGUUUUGAUGCGAUGGCAGAGUGGAGGAAGGUUGUGGGCGAGGGAGUUGUGCUGGAUGGGUAUAGUGUUGAUAGCGGGCAUUAUAUCCCAGAGGAGGCGCCUGACGAUGUGGUCAAGGCGGUUUGUGAGUUUUUCGUGUAG